AGAGUGGAGACAUUUUUUAAAUGCCAAUUAGCCUACAAGAAUGCUACGGUUUUCCGAGGCAGCGUGCGCUUCUGGAUUGGCAAAAACAAUGGGACGAUGACACCAAAGGACGUUGGAUGUAUUCCAUACAACCUAAGGUACAAAGACAAACCUGGUUCAAGGGAAUGGACUUGACGCGUGGAUUCAUAAGAACGAUGUCCCGCCUUAUGUCGAACCAUUACUCGUCCAAGGCUCAUCCGCUUUUGGCCAACUUUUUUAAAUUGCAAUUUUUAUUACCAAUGUCAAAAACCAUGAAUAUUGAUACCAAUAUUGCCCAAAAUCGUAUGGUUCGGUAAAUGUCCUUCUGGGAGAACCUCCCUGGGGGCACCGGCCACUCCAGGUUGUGGCCAAUACUGUCAAAAUGGCAAUUUUCAUCACUAGUAUCAAACAGGCCUGAUAUUUUUGCCUGUGGUUAAAACUGCUGUCCCAAUUCACCCCAUGUGUCUCAAUUCGCCCCAGUUGACGGUAUGCCGUAAAAUCGAAACUCACAUUACCGGUCAGGAUUUCCAGUGAAGGAAUCUGACUUUGCUGAGACAGACACGAACCCAUCACCUUUCGCUUACUAGGCGAAACCCAUAACAUCUCGGCCACGGUUACUCGGCAAAUUAUUAUUUAUUAGAGACGACAGCGAAGGAAAAGGCAGCAGUAGCCAGGAGCGCUUUACGGUGACGAUGACCUCAUCGAGUACGUGUGGUUCCGUAACGGGAGACGCUGAAGAUACCGUACAACCGCGAGUUGAGCAACAUCUCUGCAGGGGCUUACCGGUGCAAAGCGAACCUGUCACGCGCGAGUCUGUGGUCACUAUCGCUUACCUCGAGCGGCCCAGUACGAUUACAGACGUCUGUGGUACGAUCAUCUCGGACAACAACACCGUAGUAGCAGCCGCCCAGCAACCGCUUGGACUGCACUAAAGGUACUACCAACUACAGAGCGGCAGUCUGCUCAUGGCCGACGUGUGCCUCUCCAAUGCCGGUCGACAACGUCGCAGCGAAAACCGUUCGCAGUUACAAUUCAAGCUGAACUGCUCCAACGAAGCGGGUCGACCGCGGUGGACAUUCACACCCCGGUAGGGCAAGAUUUCGAUCAGUUUGGUCAUCUUCACCUAGCAGUUGGUUUUCGUCAACGUUUCGAUGGACAAGCACAACGGACUCUAUAACUGCUCAGUCGGGAGUGACUUUCAGCUGUUCAACGUGACCGUACUCGUUCCGCCGGGUUUCUGGAGCAAAAUCACCUCCUGCUGAUCCCCAAUACGAACAAGCUGGUCGUGAGGAUUCUGGGUUCAGUCUACCCCCAGGAGAGCCGAUGAUCGACGCCGCCCAUCGUCGGAGGCGAUCAACCGGUGUCUGAUGCUGUGCUACAAGAACGUGAACCACGACGUCGUCAUCCGCGGAGGCUUGAACCGGGUCAACUGUCUGAACAUUCCGUUACAACAACCUGGCGGGUUUGCUUCCGUUCACGCUGUACAAGGCGUUCAUCCGGCGCCGUGCUGGAUUUUGAGACGAAGCAGAAUGACUGACCCGUGACGAACCACAUGCUGGAACGAAAUCAUGCUCUCGUAGGGUCUACCGGAAAACUGCUACAAGGCUAUCAGAUCACGUGGAUCGACAAGGACAACGUGCCCUACACGGCGAAUCAGACGGUGGACGCACGACGCUUCCACUUCCCGAACGCGUCCGCAGAGAAAAGGUCAACUUCUAUUGGAAGCACCGGAAUGGGCAUACCGAUCUAUGUGAAUCUCCUCAACAACGUGGUCAUCAUUCUGGAACCAUCCGUAGUUGAUCCUGUUCCGAGGGUGGACGUGACGUGACCACCGUGCACCGGGGCAAUCACCAGGCCAACGGUGGUUUCGGUGCGUCUUCUGCCACCUUUCCUUGCACGUGUCUCAGCUUGACUCAAACGGAGGUACUACCAGAUACAGAAAGGCAGUGACGUGACGUAACCAGUGGACCGUCUGCUACCGCGAAUGCAAUCGCAAAUCCAGCACGUCCGAACGGGACCAACACUCAAGCGGAACUGCGCCAGCGAAGCGGGUCGACCGCGGUGGACAUUCACAACCCAGUAGGGCAAGAUUCCGAUCGGUUCCGUCAACUUCACUUACCAGUUGGUGUUCGUCAACGUUUCGAUAGACAAGCACGACGGAGUCUUGUUGCUCAGUCGGUAGUGACUUCCAGCUGUUCAACGUUAACGUACUCGUUCCGCCGGUUUUCAACAGCAUCAACAGCCGACGUUGGAGGUCCUGUCCUGUCGAUCUUCUUCCCAAACGGGAUCUUCAUUUAAUGGCCAAGAUUCCAGAACGUGGAACAUGCUGAUCCUUAACACGAACAAGCUGGACGUGAGGAUUUUGGGAUCGGUCUACCCCGACAAAGCGCCGAUGGUGCAGGACUACCGGUAUAUCCAGUGGAAGACGAUCGACGCCGCCCAUCAUCCCCCGGACACGGUCAAUCGCUUCCAGACGGAACACUUGAAUGCGCGCAGCGUCCAGUUCACCUGGAGCCGCUUCAUCGCGACGGACGCGAUCAACCGGUGUCUGAUGCCACGACGUCGUCAUCCGCGGAGGCUCGAUCCGGGUCAACUGUCUGAACAUUUCGGAGGAUGCGACGCACUACAACCUGGAGGGUUUGCUUUCGUUUACGCUGUACAAUGCGUUCCUCCGGCGCCGUGCUGGACGAAGCAGAAUGUUCCCGGACAUUGACAUGGACAAACGCAAGGAAGGACUCAUGUUCUCGUGGAGUCCCCAGAGAACCGCAACGGAGUGCUUCAAGGCUACCAGGUCACGUGGAUCGACAAGGUCAACGUGCACUACACGGCGAAUCUGACGCACGACGCCUCCACUUCCUGAACGAGUCCGCAGAAGAAAAGAUCAACAUCUCCCUUCGGGCUAUCGGAAGCACCGGAAUGGGCAUACCUAAGGUUACCAAACGGUACGGAUUUAAUCCUUCCCAUACGGAUUUUGACGUAAGACUACGUCUCACUCAAAGGUACUGGUGUGCCAUUCCAAAA
This is a messenger RNA of Culex quinquefasciatus (southern house mosquito), 3039 nucleotides long. RefSeq lists its product as uncharacterized. Bases 2342 to 2731 code for a protein of 129 amino acids. The record is from RefSeq and is a predicted model, not a curated record. NCBI's taxonomy places the organism in Eukaryota, Metazoa, Arthropoda, Insecta, Diptera, Culicidae. The transcript is spliced from 9 exons.